Messenger RNA from Trematosphaeria pertusa, 3122 nucleotides. RefSeq lists its product as uncharacterized. The record is from RefSeq and is a predicted model, not a curated record. The transcript has a single exon. Lineage: Eukaryota; Fungi; Ascomycota; Dothideomycetes; Pleosporales; Trematosphaeriaceae. The coding region runs from base 464 to 3034 and encodes 856 amino acids.
UAACGACUUCAACAUACGUUGGUGCUAGAAUUUCUGGGACGCUAGCAAAAAAUCUAUCUCCAACCACGGACAUGACACCCCAGAAGCAAAAUGAACACCAAGCCCAAGCCAGUAACCGCUCUUCAGGCUCGAGAUUUGUAGGCAAGCAGCCUAUAGCUGUACUUUGUGAGCAUGAGCUGAACUCUGGUGCGAAGCAAUGCGUGAAAACCCAAUGGAGUGAACCUUGGGAAACCUUUGAGCUCCAUCCGACGGCUGUGAAAUAUGCUCAUUGCGCGUAUGACUUCACAGGGUAUACAUCCGCACUUUCCGCUUUUCUGCUUUUCUGCUUCGUCCAUCCACCACGCCUCUUCUUGCAUACGUCAACUCUUGCACCUUCCACACUCACAUACACAUUCGAGCCACUAUUCUGCGUAAGUAACACGUAUACCACCAAUACAUACACACGAACGCCCGUAUAAUCAUCAUGCUCGGCGCAGUCUUUUCUCGUCAAGCCACACACGCCGGACCCAUGGCGACGCAGCUUCCGGGCCGCGCCGAAAUCGCGAACGUGUCUCGCCGCCAGCAGUCGUCAUUCGAGGCUCACGUCCUACACAUGCGCGGACCUUGCAAUAUCUCGCUCCAGGACCAUGGUCGAGCCCGCAAGCCGGGCGGCGGUUCACUUCAGCUGGCCAUCACCAGGCAGCUUCUCGGCGAGCUCGUUCGCGUGAGAGCGGAACCUACUAGCAAUGACGCUACAGCGUUGGAGAGUAGCCGCUCGCCGACACCGCAAUCACCGCGCGAGAACAGUGACUCGGAGCAUGCAUCCGAUACGGACCAGACGUCUAACUGCGGAUCGGAUUGUGAGUCCCAUGACGCCGAAGCAGAGCUCCGCAAGGCUCUGGUAGCGGAAAAGGAGGAGACCGCCAGUCUACGUGUCCUAGUUGAGCGCGUGGAGGGCCAGUUGCUUCAGGAAGCCGGCCGCUAUAGCGACCUGCUCGCCAAGAAAGACGACUUGGUGGCGUGUCGGAUCGGUGACUACGAGAAGCUUCAGGCUGCCGCCGAAGCCAACCGAAACCUGUGCGCGGAGUACGAUGCCCUCAAUGAUGCGCUCACUGAGGAGGUUGCCCACUGGAAAGCGAAGUUCGAGCGCGUCACCGCGACCGUGGAUGAGAUCUCGUCUCUGUCGCUGCAGGGCGACGCAGUCGUCCAAAUCAAGGACGAGCACAUCGUGCAGCUGAAGAUGCUGCUCGCCAACAAGGACCAGGAGGUUGCGCAGGCGAAGAAAGACGCAGCCCAGGAGAAGCGCGACUUCGCCAAAGUCGCCGCAGCCAAUCGCCAAGCAUGGAAGACCGAGAAGGAGUCUCUCGAAGGCCAGCUGGAGCAGCUCAAGGCUGAUUACCAGGACGCUCUGUUUGCGAACGAGCACCAGAUCGAGAAACUUACUGCACGCAACCUUGCCUUGGAGAAAGAGCACGUAAUGAUCGCCGACGUACUCGUACACGAGAGGGAGCCGAAGGCAAAGCGAGUUCAGGAAGUCGUCGAAGCGAACGAGCCUCUGAGGAAGGAGCUGAAGCACCUCAAGCGCAAGUUGAAGGUGUCCAGGGAGAACGAAGAGAACAUCUUGGAUAAGAUGGAGCAGAUGUCUGGCCAGGUGACGGAGCAUCUGAAGAAGGAAGAGAAGGCUCGACGAGCAGCGCGCCAUCUGGAGUACAAGAAUGUGGAGCUCGAAGAGAAGUUGGCUCGCAAGGAGGAGCAGAUGCAGAAAAUGACGCAGCAGAUUGUGGCAGGGACGCGCAGCACGACUAUCAAAGGAGAUAGGGCGAACUCGGCUUUGAACGAUGGCGCUAGUAUCCUGGAAGACACUCUGCUAAAGAACGAGGAGCUUCACGCGCUUCUCGACGCCGAGCGCGAAGAGAAGGAGGGCAUGAGACUCAAACUCUGCAAGCUCGACGACCAAAACGUCCAGCAGUCAUGGGAUCUCGAGAUGAUGCAGAGCACGCUUAGUGAACAGAAAGAGAAAGCCCAGAAACUUCGGAAGGCCAACAAAAAGGCCGAAAAGGAGAUAGGCCUUCUUCGAGCCGCCGUCGAACGGAGCAACGGCCUUACGGAGCAAGACAAGCAAAAGCUCACCUUCCUCGUCAAGCACACCGUAGACAAGAACAAGAAGCUGGAAGACCGAAACUCCUUGUUGGCCAAACAGCUCGAGAGCGCCAAAGUCUACAUCCAGACCGUCGAAGACAAGGCAGACUCGGAAGUGAGGAAGUGGGAGAAGCGGCACGAUUGUUGGUAUUCCCUUUACUACGACGAGGCGGUGCCGAAGAACGAGCGACUCGAGAACCGCAUCCACGAGCUCAUGCGCGAGAAAGGCGAGGACUACUGGCAGGAAUCCGAGCAUCCCGAGAACAGGACCGUCUCAGACCGGAACGCGCUUCGAAUUGCUUGCGCAGAGACCCUCACGGGUGUCGAUGAGGACCUGAUUCCGCCCGAGGCCUUCGAUCCAGCGUUCAGCGGGGGUUACCUUCCAGCGACAUAUCAGGCCUUGAAGAAGCUGCGACCGAAGGGAUGGAUUGUGAUCUCGGAGUUGGGGAGGGCUUGGCUUACGCCAAAGUACAAGCCGUUCACUGAAGAGGAUGCUGAAGAGCGUAUCCAGGCUCGUGAGCAGAAGGAGCGCUUGGAACAUCGGGCGGCUAUGGGUUUUCCGGCUCCUGAGAAAGUCGAAGGUAAGCCGUACUCCCAUGUUGCUCUUACCUCACAACUAACGGCCACAGAAGACGUGAACAGCGGCCCUGAAGACUUCGCCUCGGAUGAGCCCGUGUCAACUGGCGCGUCAACCCCGAUCCCCGCAGACGCGACCCCCAACAGCGGCCAUGGCUCCGGUGUGGGUGUUCCUCCGGAAUGGGACCCAAGUGAUGCAAACACCAUCAAGAAGGAGGAUUAUGACGGGCUCGACACGGAAAACAAAUGGGAUUACCAUCGGAUUAUCCUUGGUAAAGACAUCGAAAUGAACGUCGGUCGGGGGACCAGGACGCCGAUGGCGCACGCGCGACGGCACUAAGUCACGCACACGUUGAUGGGCGACGGUCGCGAUGGCGGGUUUUAGCAUGCAGUAUCGGUGCAUGAUCCGAUAUGAGAUGGGAUGAUGG